This is a messenger RNA of Sinocyclocheilus grahami, 1264 nucleotides long. RefSeq names its product potassium voltage-gated channel subfamily H member 7-like. The record is from RefSeq and is a predicted model, not a curated record. Lineage: Eukaryota; Metazoa; Chordata; Actinopteri; Cypriniformes; Cyprinidae. The transcript has 4 exons. Bases 1 to 843 code for a protein of 280 amino acids.
AUGGAGUCUGUCCCAGAACUGAUCUCAAGCAUGUUCUGUACCUCUGAUCGUCCCGUAGGAGGAAGCCUGAAGGAAACAGACAGCGAGUGCAGGAAGGAGCGGCGAGAGUCUCGUCUCAGCUCUAAGGGAAGCUCAGAGGACCGUCACACCUCCAGAGAGGAACAGCAAAGGCUUCUGGGAGCAGGAAUGAUAGAGUAUCCAUCAGUACAGAGCUACACCUCCACACCGGGCUGCAGUCCACCUGCUGAAGACACGGAAAAGACGGCAUAUGAUGAUAUCCAGACUGAGGGAUGGUUAGCGGACAGUGUGAAAGCAGACAUGGAGCAGGCCGGCACUGAAGAUGAUGAUCUGGACUGUGACGUCACGUAUGGAGAAGUGGAGCAGAGACUAGACCAACUGCAGGAACACCUGAGCAGGUUAGAGUCUCAGAUGACGUCAGACAUUCAGAGAAUCCUCCAGCUGCUGCAGAGACAGACGUGUUUGGGACCUCCGGCCUACAGCAGCCUCACAGCCGGUCCCGAGAACAAGAGAGCAGCCAUCAGAGUGCAGCCCGUCGCUUCUGCUCCCACCAACCCACAGCACUGCACAGCACAGGAUGCUGACUUUUUGGCCAUGACAAACAUCCAUCAUAACCUCAAAGACUCUCCGUCAGGUCUGGCCCUUAUGGACUCCAACCCGAAGCAGAGCCACGGGACAUGGUCCUCACCAGACUCCAGCAUCAUGUACCGCUUCACAAACAGCCAGACUCUUCCUCUGACACGACAGCAGUCCAGAUCCCUGCUUCCAGACGCCACAGCAGCUCUGGAGCUCCACAGACCGCCGUCUGAUCCAGGACUGCACUGACCCUCUCCUCUAACGUAGGGAAAGUCCAGGACGUCCCACGGCUCUUCCAGACCUACUUGGAAGCAUAAAGGACAUUUUAAAACAGGCAUUGGCCCAGACUUUAACACUAAUGUGACUUAGGAUUCACCACUGGCUCUCGCCUGUACAUUUGCUUCCUCUUCCUUCUCCUGCGUUACGCUCCUUGAUGCUGUCGAGGACGAUUUGGAAUGGAUUUCUGGUCAACACUUCCAUUUUCAGGAAGUCAGUCUCUUACUUUUCCACAUACUCUGUGUUCUGCACACUUUUACACUGGUGUAAGACUCAGGACAUUGAUGGUGGUUAAUUUAUCAUACUGGCAGAAUCUCUUCCCUGUUUUAGCAUUAUGAAUCUAAAUUAUAAUAAUGGCAUUUUACACUUCCAUUUGCAGAACCCUGUGGAAUUA